AUGACUUGGCUUAGGAUGUUCCUCGGUGUCAUCUUCUUGCUGUCUGCCUUCUCAGGACCUACUGUUGGGGGCCGCUCCAUGCCCAAGCUGGCUGACUGGAAGCUGUGUGCCGAUGAGGAAUGCAGCCACCCCAUCUCCAUGGCUGUGGCUCUUCAGGACUACGUAGCCCCUGACUGCCGUUUCCUGACCAUACACAGGGGCCAAGUUGUGUAUGUCUUCUCUAAGCUGAAGGGCCGUGGUCGGCUCUUCUGGGGAGGCAGUGUUCAGGGAGAUUAUUAUGGAGACCUGGCUGCUCGCCUGGGCUUUUUCCCCAGUAGCAUUGUACGGGAGGAUCAGACCCUGAAGCCUGGCAAAAUCAAUGUGAAGACAGAUAAAUGGGAUUUCUACUGCCAAUGA
Molecule: messenger RNA, 396 nt
Organism: Pipistrellus nathusii (Nathusius's pipistrelle)
Lineage: Eukaryota; Metazoa; Chordata; Mammalia; Chiroptera; Vespertilionidae
Source: the annotation of a GenBank genome assembly